Neogale vison (American mink) is the source of this 984-nucleotide messenger RNA. It is a transcript of the gene KLF14, whose product is annotated as Kruppel like factor 14. The record is from RefSeq and is a predicted model, not a curated record. Lineage: Eukaryota; Metazoa; Chordata; Mammalia; Carnivora; Mustelidae. The coding region runs from base 1 to 984 and encodes 327 amino acids. Gene Ontology annotation, molecular function: DNA-binding transcription factor activity, RNA polymerase II-specific; RNA polymerase II cis-regulatory region sequence-specific DNA binding. The transcript has a single exon. Gene Ontology annotation, biological process: regulation of transcription by RNA polymerase II.
AUGUCCGCCGCCGUGGCGUGCCUGGACUACUUCGCCGCUGAGUGCUUGGUGUCCAUGUCCGCGGGCGCCGUGGUUCACCGCCGCCCGCAGGACCCCGAGGGCGCGGGCGGAGCCGCAGGCUCGGAGGUGGGUGCGGCGCCGCCGGAGUCCGCUCUGCCGGGUCCGGGGCUACCGGGACCCGCGUCGGUCCCCCCGCUCCCCCAGGUCCCCGCCCCCAGCCCCGGCGCGGGCGGCGCCGCGCCCCACCUGCUGGCUGCAAGCGUCUUGGCUGACUUGCGCGGCGGCUCUGGGGAGGGCUUCGGGGAGAACUCGGGGGAAGCUCUGCGCGCCUCGUCCGGCUCCUCCGGCCCGACCUGGGGCUCCGGCCCGACCCUGGGCUCAGAGCUGGCCCCGGCCAGCAGCGCGGCGGAGAUCUCUGGACCCGCGCACUCCUCCGGCGAGCUCGGGGUCCCCGGAGCGCCAGACGUCCCGGGAGCGCCUGCGGUCCCCGGGGAGGUCCCCGGGGAGGCCCCUGGGGCCGGCCCCGCCCCCGCCACAGGUCCAGUGCCCCGCCGGAGGCCGGUGACACCCGCCGCCAAGCGCCAUCGCUGCCCCUUUCCGGGCUGCAACAAAGCUUAUUACAAGUCUUCGCAUCUGAAGUCCCACCAGCGCACCCACACGGGUGAGCGCCCUUUCUCCUGCGACUGGCUCGACUGCGACAAGAAGUUCACGCGCUCCGACGAGCUGGCCCGCCACUACAGGACGCACACGGGCGAGAAGCGCUUCUCCUGCCCCCUCUGCCCCAAGCAGUUCUCCCGGAGCGACCAUCUGACCAAGCACGCUCGCCGCCACCCGGCCUAUCAUCCCGACAUGAUCGAGUAUCGCGGGCGCCGUCGUACUCCCCGCGUCGACUCGCAACCCACCGGCACGGUGGACAGCUCCGGCUCCGACCCUGGCCAGGCGCCCAGCCUCACCACCUGCCUGUCUGACAGUCAUUGCUGUUAG